Dimorphilus gyrociliatus is the source of this 5210-nucleotide messenger RNA. The record is from the annotation of a GenBank genome assembly. NCBI's taxonomy places the organism in Eukaryota, Metazoa, Annelida, Polychaeta, Dinophilidae.
ACAGUUUAACUUGAUAAUCGUAAAGCCAUCGAUCGGAGCUAAUUUUCACCUAGCGGGGUUCUUUCGUUCAUUCUACAAAUAUUUCAAGACACGUGGUGAGUAGUUUCUGAUCUUGGUUUUCCUUUCCUUUUUGUACUGGUUAUUUAGUUGGUUAUUCUAUCCUCUUUAUUCAGCUAUUGCGGUUAUUUUCGCUGUACGUUCAAACUGAGAAAAUAUUUAAAAAAUAUAUAUGAUAUUUAAUCAAUGUUGAUUAGCAUAUGUCGUAAAAUAGUCUAACCUGUUUCCUUUUUUCCCUUAAUGGAGCUAAUAGCAGAUUUUGGAAGGGAAUAGAAAGCUUAUAAAUGAAAUAGAACGUAUUAAUAAUGGCAAUAAGUAGGCUAGUUGCAUUAUGAGUAAGAUUAAUACUGCUAGUAAAGUUCUACGACUGAGCAAAUUCAAGACCUGGAAAAGUCACUCCUUUUUUUUUGUUUAUCUUCUUUUAUGUAAUAUAAGUCUGUCUGUCUCUCUCUCUCUCUCUCUUCUUCUUCUUCUUCUUCUCUCUAUCUGUUAUUGUUAUUGCUAUUAAUAUUACUUCUAUUAUUGAAUUUCUACCUUAUUUUUCAGUUCAAAUACUUGACAGAAAAUUGAAUAACAAUCAAAUCGUAUAAAAAUGGAGAAGGAAAAAUCACCUACCAAGAUCAAACAACGUCCUACUUGGAGUAGAAAGCUCGACUUUCUACUAGCCUGUGUAGGCUUUUCAGUUGGAUUAGGAAACGUAUGGAGAUUUCCAUAUUUAUGCUACAAAAAUGGAGGAGGAGCAUUCCUUAUACCCUACAUGUGUUGCGUAGUUUUUAUAGCAAUUCCAAUAUUCUUUUUGGAAGUAUCUCUGGGUCAAUUUAUGGGAGCUGCUGGAAUGAAAUGUUGGAAAAUAUGUCCUCUGCUCCAAGGAAUUGGAGCUUCAACGAUGAUAAUUAUUUUUAUUCAGAAUAUGAAUUACAACGUUAUUUUGGCAUGGGCUUUUUACUAUCUUUUCGCUUCGUUUACAAGUGUUUUACCUUGGACUCAUUGCGAUAACGCGUGGAACACUCCCAAUUGCAGUGUUGUAAGAAAUUCAACGAAUGGAACAUCGUCGCUAAACGUUACCACUACUACUACUACUACAGUCGAUCCUGCAAUGGAGUUUUGGGAGUGAGUUUAAUAACAAAAACACCAAACUAACAAACAAAAAGUUAUUAAAAAAAAAAAACCUUAAACUAUAACACAAACAAAAGAUGAUAAAAAAAAAAAGCAACAACAAAGUUUGUGAGAGAUGCGAGAGAUAUCGAUAUUAUAAGAGAACACAAAAAAAAACAAAAAAAAAACAAAAACCAUAAAAAAAAAGACUACAAAGAUAAAGAAUCUAAAAUUUCCCCCCCGCUCGGUCCCCCUACAAAUCUCGACCAAAACAAACCCAAUCGAAAUAAUAUGAAAACAAUUAAAACCAAGUGAAACAACAAAGAGCAUUACGUAAAAACAAAACCAAAAAUACCAAUAAAUAAACAACUGUAUAAUAGAAAGGAAUGUAUUACAUAUAGUAAUAUAUAUACUUUAUAUACAGUAUAUAUAAAACAAAAAGCCUUAAAGAGCAUUUUAAUUAUUACAAGUGAGAGACAGAGACUGAGACAAAGGCGCUCUUUACUUCGCGUUCAAGCAGGGGUUUGUUUUUUAUUUUAAAUCUAAAAAAUUCCAACAAAAACUAUACAAAGUGGGGCUUUUAAAAUUAAGGUAGAAUGUCAACGAUUUCGGUUUGCAGGAGAAAGGUUCUGAACAUUUCGUCAGGCAUCGACAAUCCGGGGAAUAUUAAAUGGGAGAUGGCAUUAUGCCUCUUACUCGCAUGGAUAGUCGUUUACCUUUGUGUCUGCAAGGGGAUCAAGUCGUCGGGAAAAGUCAUGUACGUUACCGCCACCUCUCCGUAUCUUUUGAUGUUGGCCCUCCUGAUAAGAGGCGUUACUCUGCCAGGAUCGUCAAAAGGAAUCGAAUUCUAUCUCUUACCGGACUGGUCGAAAUUGUUAGACAGCCAAGUUUGGGUGGAUGCCGGAACGCAAGUAUUCUUCUCAUAUUCAAUUGGUUUGGGUACUUUAACAGCUCUCGGGUCGUACAACAAAUUCCAUCAUAAUGUCCUCAAGGACAGUCUACUAUUCGCUUUGACCAAUUCUGGUACAUCAUUUUUCAGCGGUUUCAUUAUCUUUUCGAUAUUGGGCUUUAUGGCGGAAACUCACGGUACAACUGUAGACAAGGUAGCCGAAAGCGGACCCGGUUUAGCAUUUAUAGCCUAUCCGAAGACUGUAGGCGAAAUGCCCGGGUCAAUUCUAUGGAGUAUAUGCUUCUUUCUUAUGUUGAUUCUACUCGGUAUGGACAGUCAAUUCGGAGGUGUUGAAGGGGUAGUUACGGCUGUGGUCGAUCAGUUCCCCCACCUCUUAAGAGUAGGAAGAAGAAAGGAGAUUUUUAUCGCCGUAAUAUGUUUUUUUUCCUAUCUAGUUGGUUUAUCUAUGGUGACGAGAGGAGGAAUAUACGUUUUUCAAAUAUUCGACUAUUAUUCAACUAGUCGUAUAGUAUUGUUUAUUGGCUUUUUAGAAUGCGUGACCGUUGGCUACCUUUACGGAGCUGGUCGAUUUUGGAAGAAUGUUGAAUAUAUGCUGGGUAGAAAGGUACUUCCUUUAAUAAAAUAUUCUUGGAUGACUGUUACGCCGUCGUUGGCUUUGGUUAUAUUUGUGUUCUCUUGUAUACAAUAUAAGGAGUUAAGAUACAACAAGACCUACGUAUAUCCCAGAUGGGCAAUUGCUUUAGGAUGGAUAAUAGCCUGUUGCUCGUUAAUUCUUAUACCAAUAGUAGCCGUUGUAAAAAUAAUGAGAGCCGAAGGAAGUUUAACAAAGGUUUUUGUAUUCGAUUUUUUAAGUAUUUCAAGUGAAAUCAAUCUUUUAUCUAAUUAAUUUUAAAAUAGAGAUUUUCAACAUUAUUAAAACCGAAAUUGAAGGUUCAUCAGCUAAAAACACUGGAACUUGAUGCCGUCAAUGAAGGACAAGAAAGAGCGGAACUUAAUUCCGCUUAAGCUAAAUUCUUUUAUGGUUUCAGGUGUUGUUGAAUAGUUUCUUCUAAAUUUUCUUUUCCCAAUAGGUUUUAUUUUCUUUCAUUUUUAAAGAAACAAACCUAUAAUUGAUCAUUUUUCUGUUCUUUAUAUAUUUAUAUUAUAUUAUCUAUUGUCACCUCUGAAACCCAGAUUAAUUAAAAAGCUUCUCUUUAGUUCAUUUUUUUUGUUAGAAAACUUUCAGUGUGUUUUUUCAAAAAAAAAAAAACAAUUAUAUAAUACCAGUUUACAGUUUUGUAUGUAUAUAUAUAUAUAUGUAUAUAUAUAUAUAUAUGUGCGAUGUAUAUAUAUAUGUAUACAGUAUAUAUGUAUAUAGUUAUAUUUCAUUAUUUUUGCUGCUUCCAAGCUAAAACCUAGCGGGGAAAAAACACAACAAACAUUCUUUAUUAACAACUAAACUGGUAAUUGUAAUCAAUAAAGUUGAAAAUGGUAAUAAUUUAAUCAGCCAAUUAGAGAGAGACACAGAGAUAUAUAUAUAUAUAUAUAUAUAUAUGGAUAGAGAGAGAGAGAUAGAGGAAUAAAAAAACAUAGACCAAAUUACAUAAUAUAUAAAAAAUAUAUAUAAGAGUAAAUUAAUGGGAAAGGCGAAAAAUUGAAUAAUUUAUUAUAUAAUUGCCAUUGAAACUGGUAGGGGAAAAAUACUUGGUAUAUAUUUUUAAUAGGUUAUGAAUAUAUUAACUAACUUACAUAUGAUAUAAAAUAUUAAUAAUAAAAGAUAAAUCUUAUUGAAUUUGGAGCAAAUAGAAAUAAUGAAAGUUUACUGUUUUUUUUUUUGAAGAAUCUUCCUCUUCUUUUUUCUCUUUCUUUGUUCUGUUUAUUGGUUUUCAUCGGCAGAAUUAGUAUGUGGUCUAGUGAAUGAGAUAAGAUAAGAAUAACACUUUUCCACGUAUUAUCUUCCCUUAUUUAUUCCCUUUUUUUGUCUAUGUCUAUUUCUCUCCGAUUGUCCUUUCCUCAUACUCCCCUCCUCCUCUUCCUCCUCUCUAUCGUUGAACACAUUCACUUUAUAUAAAAAGAAUUCUCAAUGUGGAUAAAUAGACUUAUAUACAUUAACAGUAAUAUAUUGUCAAGACUGCAUAUAAACUCUAUCUAUCUAUCUAAAAUCCCUAGUUUUCUCAAUCUUUCUAGUGUUUGCUCCCGCCAAGAAAGUGAUGUUAAUUUUCGUCCUCUUUUACAUUGACGACUAUUUACUAGUUGACAUUUAUUUAUUGCACAUUCUAGGACAAAUAAUAUAAUGUAUACUAUAUAUUAUAGUACAUAAUAUAAUAUAAACAGUAUAUACGUAUAGGGAAAGUAAUCAAGAAGUAAAAAUUAAGCAAGAAUAUCAAAUCUGUACGUAUAUGCGAACGUAUGUAUGUAUCUAUGUUCGUAUGUUUGUACGUAAAUAGAUGUAUAUAAAUAUAUAUACAUCUAUAUUUAUAUACAAACAAACGCGACAGAAAUUUUUGUUAGUACUAUCAAUUGUUUACGUAUAUAGAUGAUUAUUAUAAUUAUAGCGACGUGUAUCAUGCCGCAUAGUUUAAAGGAAAACAAAACAAAUUUAUAUAUACAGUAUAUAUAUCUAUAUAAAAUAUAUAAACUAUGAAUGUCUUUAUCCUUUUAUGUGAUUGUUUUCAGUCGAUAAAAAAAACGUAAUAUAAAGAGAAUAACAAUAUUAAAACUAGAAAAGAAAUGAAGGAAAGAAAGAAAGCAAAAAGAAAUAAAUAAAGAAAGAAAGAAAGAAAAAUAGAAAAAUGAAUAUAUAAUAUUUAAUAUAUAUAAAUUAUAUUAAAAGUAUAUAGAUAUUAUAUCUAUAGCUUUUCUCUUUUUUUGUUUUAUUCUCUUUUCUCUCAAAUUUAGAUAAAUAUUCGAAAAUAUCUAUUCGAAGAGAAAUAUCCAUCUUUUUUUUGUCUUUUUCCCUUCUAAUACAACCUAUUCAUCACUUACAAUUUUUUUUUUGCUUAGAUAAUGAUAUUAUUAACUAUUUUAUGACUUGUAAAGUGUAAAAUGAUACAUUAUUUAUAGACAGACACAGACAGAUAGACAGUACAUAUAUGUAUAUACAGCAUAUACAGUAUAUAUAUGUACUAUCUGUCUAAACCAAAGCAAUAUAUAUAUAUAUAUAUAUAUA